AUGGGAAUGUGCAUGCAUGUCCCAAAGCAAAAAAGCGGAAGCAUAAUUCAAACAACUCCUCAAAUUCAGCCAAGCCGCAAAAUUAUAUCUGCUCAAGAAGAGAGAGUUAAUUAGGGCGCGAAUACGGGGGAUAUAUUCAGGCCCUAAUCAGUCAAGCUCAGCUUCCCGCUUCAUGUAGCGCUAGGCACUAAAACUACCCACGCCCUUUUAAUUCUGCACCACAUAAAAUAAUCACGUCAUAUGCCGAACGAGGAGACUCAUCAGAACCUGCUUGAAAAAAAUCAACAAAGGAUCUCUUAGUGCUCAGGAUAUGUGGUGAGGGAAACCCAAUCAGUCCAAGCCAGCACCCUAUCCGGAGACUUCCUCCACUGCAAGUCCAUAGCCCCUCCAAAUGCCAGCACAAUUCACUGACCCUUGAAGCUCCGGACCUUCUUUCGCCGCCAUCUCUAAUGGUGAAAAGUCUACUCAAGAUGAAGAAAAAGAGCUUACUGAAAAUUUACGAAAACAGACAAAGUCAAGAAUUCAUAUUAAAAAGAAAGCAGGUGUAACUACGUCUAAGUUUGAGAUUGAAGACAUUGUGGAUGCACCAAAUGCGUAAUUAAAUAUGGCGUCUCAGCUUGAGCAUGGCCAGGAGGUCAUGCAAUCUUCAAACAAAUAUUUAAUUGUAUCCGGCAAGUUUUAACAAGCUGGAGAUAGGCAGCUAUGCUAGAAAAGCAAUUCCUGUUGUGUUAGGGCCAAGCCCUUGCCCAUUUUCUGGUUUGGGUUUUACCUCAAGGACGAAGGAGACUUGAAGUUGGAAAGGAGUCGCCCAGCAAAGUCCUUACUCCCCCCCCUCGAAGUUCGACCAAGAUUUUUUGGGUCGAACUUCGAGGGGGUUAAGAAAAAUUUUUUUAAAAAAAUUAUAUCGAAUUUUUUUUAUUAUUUAAAAAAAACUCUUAAAACAUUAAUUUUAAAUUAAAAAUUUUAAAAAACAUUUGAGAAAAAUUUUUAUAGUGGUGAAGGGGUCAAGUUUUCGAGCUCUAAUUUCAGAAUUGAAAAUUCAGUUAACUCUCUCCUUAAUUAAUCUACUGCCCUUAAAACAAUUGGUCUUUUGAACUAAUUCAUAAGAUCGAAAAAAAUAAUAUUUUCCUAGUAAAAUUAUAUAGGUCUUGGUCGAACUUUGAGGGGGGUUUAUUUUUCCAAAAAAAUAGGAAUUUUCCCUAUAUCUUGGUCGAACUUCGAGGGGGGGGGGAGUUAGGAUCUAUCGGGCCAUUCAUCACUAUGAAACCAGGAGUUACGGCCUGGGCUACAAGUUUUCCUUUUUGCCGACAGUCGGUCAGAAGAUCAAUUUUUUGGAUUUUUUGGUGCAGGCAACCUCGACGCUGCAGCCUGAAGAAAGACCCCCGGAGCCUGUAGUCUGCCCACUCAAAAUUGGAGUUGCUACGAAGUAGCAAGGAGGAGGUGACGGCCAGGCAAUCCGCCUUUCAGGAUAUUCGAAAGUAGACGUUACCGUAAAGCGGAUGAAUCCCUUGGUGGUAUCCUCGGUAACCGAGUUAACAAAGUGGACUCUAAACACCCUAAUUAAGUGAGUAAGUAACGAUGCACCGAAUGCUAUAAUUACGGAUCGCCCCAAAAGUCCAUGAGACGUUGAAAUAAUCCAAAAUUCAUUGGAUCAUCAUUUUAUAUUUAUAGUUAGUUGAUAAUAUUCUGAAAUGAUCCUGCAUGCAAAGAAUUUUCAGACUACCUCUAAUUAAUUUUCGCGAUGUAGAAUUUUUUUGACAUGCAAAAAUAUGGCUGAGAGAAGCCCAAUCAGGAUAGUAGUCUCACUCCAGAGCAGCGCGAUAUGGUUGUGGAGCAGACGAAGCAUUAUUCAGUGUCCAAGAAUGGAAUAGUUUUCGAGCAGGGACAGCCAGGGACAAAUUUUUUUGUGCUUGCUACAGGAAUACUAGAAGUUAUCAUCGAUAAUAAUCAAGUAAAUACUUUGAAAUCAGGAGACAGCUUUGGAGAACUAGCUCUUCUCCACGACGCAGCAAGAAGUGCCACUAUAAAGGCUCUUGAAAACAGUACUCUGUGAGGCAUCACAAGAAAAACAUUUAGGACAGCCUUAGAAGCAAUGAACUCAACUGCAAAUCAAGAAAACAUGCAGUUUAUAAACAGUGUCCCAUUAUUCCAAAUUCUAACCCCUGGGCAAAAAGAAGCACUAGUAAGCUCUUUAAAUACACAAAAAUUUGAAGUUAGGCAGAGAAUUGUAAAUGAAGGAGAUCCUGGGGAUUUGUUUUACUUAAUAAUUGAAGGCUCUGUUUCUGUUACUAAAGAAGGCAGAGAACUAAGGAUAUCUGGCAGAGGAGACUACUUUGGUGAGCAAUCACUGCUUUAUAACUGCUUAAGGACUGCAAGUAUAACAGCAAUAACCCCUGUGAAAUGUGUCGCUAUAAAUAGAGAAAAACUAAAAAAUGCCUUAGGUGAGCAACUGCAAAGUAUUCUUUACAUUAAUUCCCAAAGAAUCGCCCUCGAAAAAAGUGAAGUUUUUUCUAAAUUAAAUAAAGACCAAAUUGAGGAAAUAAUAAAGCAAACGCAUAUUUUAUCACACCCACUUAAUGAUAUUGCAAUUCCUUCUAAUACAGAAAAAGGAAGAUUUCUAUGAAUAAUCCUGCAAGGAGAGCUAUCAGACGGCCAAAGCAAUUUUCAUCCUUUUGACUGCAUAGGAGAUCAGGAACUACUUAACCCAAAUGAAGGAUUCUUUGAAAAUGAUGUGAUUGCCCAAGAAGACGUAAUUUUAGGAAAAUUGUCGAAAAUGGAAAUUGAAACGAUUUUAGGGACUAGCAUACAAAAGGCAGCAACACAAAACGAAGCCAUGCAGGUGCUGAAAGGGGUGUCAAUACUGAAGAAUUUAUCGGUCGAAAAAUUGAGAAGCUUAAUAGAUGUGCUUAAAGUAGUGGAUUAUUUCGAUGGAGAAAUUAUUGUCAGGCAAAAUGAUCCUGGGGACUCUUUUUUCAUUGUGAAAGAUGGGAUAGUUGAAAUCUAUAAAGAUGACCACAUUGUGAGAACUAUUGCGAAGUAUGAUUAUUUUGGAGAAAGAUCAGCUCUUUUCAAUGAAGUAAGAUCAGCUACUGUAAAAGCAAAAGGCAAUGUUGCCUGCUGGGUCUUGCAUCAAACAGAAUUUUUGAAUUUAAUCGAUAGCAAAGUGCGGACUUUAUUAACCAAAAGAAUUCAGCUCCAAGACUCAAAGAUAAAAUUCACUGAUUUAAGAGUAAUCCGAACAAUCGGCAAAGGUAUGUUUGGGAUCGUGUUUCUGGUUAUGCAUAAAAAUAACAGAAAUGUAUUUGCCUUGAAAACCGUAGAAAGGAAAAAAAUUGACCGCUUUUCUAUACAUGCAAACUUAGUUCUUGAAAGGAAAAUUCUUUUACAAUUAGAUCACAUUAUGAUUGUAAAGUUAGUGAGAACUUUCAAAGAUGAAAAGAGGCUUUAUUUUCUGACUGAAUUCGUAAGAGGAAUGGACCUUUUUGAUGUUUUACGCAAACAGUUUUUAUUAAAUGAAUUAGAUGCAAGAUUUUACACUGCUUGCUUAAUUACUAUUCUUAUAUAUCUUCAUGAGAGAGAUAUAAUCUACAGAGACUUAAAGCCUGAGAAUGUGAUUAUUGAUGAAGAUGGGUAUCCAAAACUCAUUGACUUUGGGACUGCUAAAUUUAUUAGUGGGAGAACUUAUUCACUCGUAGGAACUCCUCACUAUAUGGCACCUGAAGUGAUUAUCUGCAAAGGAUAUACAGUUGCAGCUGAUUAUUGGAGCUUAGGCAUUAUGCUUUAUGAGUUCCAGUGCGGAAGGCUUCCUUUUGGAGAAGAAGAUAACGAUCCAACUGCAGUUUAUGAAAAAAUUUUAGAGCAUGAUUUGAUGUUUCCUGAUUGGUUUGAUAAGAAAUCAAGCUCAAAGAAUUUUAUAAAACAGCUGCUUACUUCCCACCCUCAUAAGAAUCAUACAUGUAGAUUUUGAUUAAAAUAGCAAAAUAUUUUGAAAUACAAUUAUUAUCAUGAAGCUCUCAUUUGAAAAUAAAUUUUUAGUUUAGUUUCAAUAUUCAAUUACAGGAAGAGCUAGCAUAAAUCCUGCAAUGAGAAAUUCAGGAACUUCUGAAAAAUUGAAAAAUAAUCCAUGGCUAAGCUCAAUAAACUGGGAUAGGUUAUCAAAUAAACAAAUAAAAGCUCCUUUUAUACCUACUCUUUUUGAUUUAGGAUUAGAUGAUUUUUAUAAUCCUGAUGAAACCGCAGAUGAAGUAAUAAGUAGAGAAGAAGCUCUAGAUGCUUCACUUUCACUUACUCCCCCCCUCCGUGAGUGAACAAAAAAAUUUUGUUCACUCAAUGAGGGGCUAAUUUUUUUUUUUAAAAACAAUUUAUAUAUAAAUUUUAUAAAAAACUUUUUUCGAAUUUAAAAAAAUCCUAAUUCGCAAAAAUUGGAAAGCAAAUAUUAAUUAAUUUGCAAAAUUUAUUUUUAAAAAGCAAUUCGUUUAAAAUUCAACAGAAUUAGCUCUAGAUUUCAUUAUACUAAUUAUUCAUUUAUAUAUCAAAAUUUUUUUUCCAUAAAAAAUUUCUCUAUUAAAAAAAAAAUUUUUUUUUUGUUCGCUCACGGAGGGUUUUUCGGCAAAAAAUAGGGAUUUUUCUAAUGGUUUUGCUCACUCACGGAGGGGGGAGUUAGGGUAAAGCAUAAACCUCCUCCAUCGACAAAUUGGGAUGAGGACUUUUAA
Blepharisma stoltei is the source of this 4712-nucleotide messenger RNA. The record is from the annotation of a GenBank genome assembly. NCBI's taxonomy places the organism in Eukaryota, Ciliophora, Heterotrichea, Heterotrichida, Blepharismidae.